UGCAAAAAUGUCACUCUCUAAAACCAAGUCCAAAAUUCCCACCUUCAAAACAAUAGUUUCAACCAUUGGCUCGGUCGCGACAGCGGCAAUGGUGAUCCGUAGCGUUGCCCGUGACUAUCUGCCUCCUGAAUUCCAAAACUACAUGUAUCUCAGCGUCCGAAAAUUCAUCAACAAAUUCUCCACACACUUGACCAUGGUCAUCCAUGAAUCCGUUGAUCUCCAAACCAACCCAAUUUAUAAAGCCGCCGAGCUUUACAUUUCAUCUAGAAUGUCAACCGAUAUACACCGUUUGAAAGUUACCAAAAGUUCUAAUGAAAAAAACAUUGGGGUCGCUAUGGAAGUCAAUGAGGAGUUCAUUGAUGUAUACAAUGAAGUCACAUUUACUUGGUUAAUGAAUUCUAAAAAGUGUCCUGAGAGAAAAUGUUACAACGACGAGGGCACAGUUCAGUCUGUACAAUCAGAUAUUCGAUCUUUGGAACUCACCUUUCACCAAAAACACAAAGAUAUGGUGUUGAAUGAGUACUUACCUUUUAUACUUAAACACGCUGAAGAACGUAACCACGAGAGGAAAGUUGUGAAGCUAUUCAUGUUUGAUGGAAGAUCGUACUCACGGUGCAAGUGGAUGUCCGUGAAUCUAGACCAUCCGGCGACGUUUGAGACUCUGGCUAUGGAUGCCGAUAUGAAAGAGAUGGUGAUGAAGGAUUUGGAUAGGUUUGUGGAGAGAAGAGAGUAUUAUAAAAAAGUCGGAAAGGCGUGGAAGAGAGGUUACUUGUUGUACGGUCCCCCUGGGACAGGGAAAUCAAGCUUGAUCGCGGCGAUGGCCAAUUACUUGAAUUUUGAUAUAUAUGACUUGGAGUUGACUGAUGUCAAGUCUAACACGGAGUUACGAAUGUUGUUGAUGGCCACGGCUAACCGCUCCAUUUUGGUAGUAGAGGACAUAGAUUGCUCCGUGGAGUUGCAUGAUCGCUUGAUUGCGCGAGGGGAUCUUAAGAAAAAAAUGAAUUCUACUACGGAGAACUCGACUAAAUCGAAUCAACACGUAACCUUGUCGGGUUUUCUCAAUUUUAUUGAUGGGUUAUGGUCAAGUUGUGGUGACGAAAGAAUCAUCAUAUUCACUACGAAUCAUAAGGAAAAACUUGACCCUGCACUUAUACGUCCUGGUCGUAUGGAUGUUCACAUUCAUAUGUCUUAUUGUACCCCUUGUGGAUUCCGUCUUUUGGUCUCCAACUAUCUUGGUAUCACCCAACACAAAUUACUUGAAGAAAUCGAGGAAUUUAUCCGUAAUGUGGAGGUUACACCGGCUGAAGUGGCGGAGCAACUACUCAAGGACGACGACCCUGAUAUCGCUCUUGGUGGCCUCGUUGAGUUUAUUAAGUCUAAGAAGAAGGAUAAAGACCAGACCAAAGGAAAGACAAAGGAAGUCAUAGAUUUGGCAGCAAAUAUGAAUGAUAAGAAUCAACAAGAGGAAAAUAAAAAAACAAUUUCGAUAUCGACCAGCUAA
Molecule: messenger RNA, 1501 nt
Organism: Erigeron canadensis
Lineage: Eukaryota; Viridiplantae; Streptophyta; Magnoliopsida; Asterales; Asteraceae
Product: AAA-ATPase At3g50940-like
Exons: 2
Coding region: 8-1501 (497 amino acids)
Molecular function (GO): ATP binding; ATP hydrolysis activity
Source: RefSeq, a predicted model, not a curated record